Molecule: messenger RNA, 1590 nt
Organism: Parnassius mnemosyne (clouded apollo)
Lineage: Eukaryota; Metazoa; Arthropoda; Insecta; Lepidoptera; Papilionidae
Source: the annotation of a GenBank genome assembly
AUGCCGCCGAAACUCAUUCUGUCAGUUCUAUUAUUGUGUGCUUUUUCUAAUGAUGUUCAUUCCGCGAGAGUCCUUGGUCUUUUUCCCCACACCGGUAAAAGCCAUCAAAUGGUGUUCGAGCCCCUUCUACGAACCUUAGCAGAACGGGGACACCAAGUAACUACAGUGUCGUUCUUUCCUCUCAAGGAUCCAAUAGAAAACUAUACUGAUAUAAGUCUCGAAGGCAUUUAUGAAAUACGAUUGGAGUCUUUAGAUCUAUCCAUGUUUGAAACAACUUCAGGUAUACUGUCGAAGAUUCCUGUGCUAAAUCGAAUUUCGAGACAGCUGUCCGAAUUUCAGCCUUUAGCAGACGCGGCUGUGAGUAUAUGCGAAGAAUUGAAGACCUUGUCACCUUUGGCUGACGCGUUGAAAAGAGAAUACGACGUAAUUUUAAUGGAAAACUUUAACAGCGAUUGUAUGCUCGGACUACUGCACGUUUACGGAAACACAGCGCCUAAAGUUGCAUUAUCUUCAUGUAAUCUAGUGCCAUGGUCAGCGAACAGAAUAGGAUUGCCCGACAAUCCAGCCUACGUUCCAUUUGUUUCUACCAGCUUCACUACCCGCAUGACUUUCGCCCAACGCUUAGAGAACACGUUCCUAAACAUAUUAUAUAAAGCAUGGUUUUAUUAUAAGGUGCAAGCGAAAGAACGCGCCAUUUUAGAGAAGCACUUUAGAACGAACAUACCAGAUUUACGAAUUUUGGCGAAAAACUAUUCGUUAAUGCUUGUCAAUACUUUUCAUACUUUGAACGGUAUUCGACCAAUGGUGCCAGCCUUGGUAGAAGUCGGCGGCAUGCAUUUGGACCAUUCCCGAAAAGCUUUACCUCACUACAUAGAGCGGUUUCUGAAUGAAUCGGAACACGGUGUUAUUCUGCUGAGCUUCGGGUCCUUGAUCAAGACAGCGACGAUACCGAAGUACAAAGAAGACAUCAUAGUAAACGCACUCUCUAAACUGAAGCAGAGGGUCAUCUGGAAAUAUGAGAACAGCGGAGAAGAGGGCACGCUUACUGGAAAUAUCCUGCGGGUAAAAUGGCUCCCGCAAUAUGAACUCCUGCAACACAAAAAGAUAAUUGCGUUCAUAGCACACGGUGGUCUACUGGGCAUGACGGAGGCGAUAUCAGCGGGCAAGCCCAUGGUGGUCGUACCAUUCUUCGGGGAUCAGCCGGCUAACGGCGCGGCCGCAGCUGCGGCUGGCUUCGCGAAGGUCGUGCCAUAUAUGGAGCUCACUGAAAAGGCCCUGACUGAAGCUCUUGAUUUUGUACUCAGCGCUGAGACUCGAGUGAAGGCACGUCUUGUGUCGAGCAUUUGGCUGGACCGACAAGCUGACCCUCUAGAAACUGCUGUUUACUGGACUGAAAGAGUUAUACGCUGGGGCCACGCCGCUCCUCUUCAUUCGGCUUCAAGAGACAUGCCGUUUUAUCAACUGGCACUACUCGACGUCAUUGCUGCAUUUACAGUCGCCAUUUUGAUUUUGGUGACAUUACUGUGGUUUAUUUUAUCUGCGGUAUACCGUCUAGUAUUCAGUAAAGAGAAUAAAUUAAAAAUGCAUUAG